UGGAAGUGCAAUGGCGUGGCUAAUGUUUAUUUCAACAUGCAUUUGCUUUUUCUUCAAUGUCUCUAUCCAUGUUUCUGCAGAGAUGAUCGAAAACUUGUACGAUAAUCCUGAUUUUAAUAUGGCGAUGCAAAAAAUUGAAGAGAUGUCAAUGAUAAUGCGUAAACAGGGAGAACAUAUUAUCUUACUUGAGCAAAAAACCAUUGAGUCACAAAACACCGCGAAAAAACAAAAUGAUCGCAUCGCGCAGUUGGAGGCAAGGAUCCAAGAGUUAAAAACUGGUUGUAAGGCUGAAGAAGAUACAUCUGAGAACUCCGGAAAAGAUUUGUCAUCUGAAAUAUUUGUUACUCCGUUUAGGAAAUUCAUUAGAAAAGAACGAUUGAGUAGUCUCCAGCGAACAACUCAGAACACUGAAACUGUUGCCUUUUUUGCACAAUUAUCUUCCCAUACCCAUGCCUUUGAUGCUCAUCGGAUUAUUGCCUUUGACAAAACAAUAACUAACGUUGGACACGCAUAUCACCCUUACUCCGGAACCUUUAUUGCCCCAAGAUCGGGGGUAUACGUGUUCACCUGGACAAUCCGACUGUAUGGAGACUCUUAUCACACGACCGAACUAAUGGUUAACAACCAAAUCGUUAACUCGGUGUAUUAUAGUCCUCACUCUAAUGUAGAUGGCGGUGUUAGUGGUACUGCUGUUGUUCAGGUUUAUCAGGGCGACGAUGUUCUUAUUAGAACUGGCGCACAUUACCAUUUUGGUGUCAUCAGAAGCGAUUCAGUUGGAAGAUCAUCGUUCGCUGGAUGGAUUUUAAUGUAAAAUCUCAAAUAAAAUAUUUUUCAGAAGU
This is a messenger RNA of Magallana angulata, 839 nucleotides long. RefSeq lists its product as uncharacterized. Gene Ontology annotation, molecular function: protein binding. Lineage: Eukaryota; Metazoa; Mollusca; Bivalvia; Ostreida; Ostreidae. The coding region runs from base 11 to 811 and encodes 266 amino acids. The transcript is spliced from 2 exons. The record is from RefSeq and is a predicted model, not a curated record.